UCCACCUUUUUCAAGAAGCAAGGCGCAGCCAGAGAUCGGAGAGAUCGGUCCGGGGGGAAAAAACCAAUGGGGAGCAGAGAAAGCGAAAUGUACUUCGUCUUCAUGAACUACGAUCCCGAGUACGAGCGCCUCCGCACUGACAGAAGCAAGCGAGGAGCGUAUGAGUUGGACUCGUAUCUGAGCGCCAAGCACGACGGGUUAUUGGCAGCCACUCUUGAGCCGGGGACUUACAAGAAGACCUUCUCUCUUGUCAUCGUCGACGGGUUCGGCGUGGAGAUUUCCGAAGACCAGGCAAACGCGCUUAGAUCUGCGAAGGGAGUGAGGGUGGUGGAGAAGAAUCAAGAGCUUGCUUGAGGCUCUCUCUGUCUCUGUCUCUGUGUGCAGGCUGGUGUGUAUGUGAUGAUGUGCUGUUGAUUUGUAGAAGGAUGGAGAUGGGACUUGAAGACUGGACGACGACGUACGUGGACGCCGAUCGGUCCGGGGACAGUGUGAAUGCGUGCUGGUUAUGAGUUCAUUAAUUUAUUUUCGAAGGGGUAUAUGCUUCAUUUCAUUGGUGAAAUCAAGGCAUUUUACUUUACUAUUGUACUUAGCUCGUUUGCCUCUGGGACUCUCUAAUGCCAUUUAAAUAU
Messenger RNA from Eucalyptus grandis, 629 nucleotides. RefSeq names its product subtilisin-like protease SBT2.5. Lineage: Eukaryota; Viridiplantae; Streptophyta; Magnoliopsida; Myrtales; Myrtaceae. The transcript has 3 exons. The record is from RefSeq and is a predicted model, not a curated record. The coding region runs from base 67 to 354 and encodes 95 amino acids.